GCCUGGCUGGGCCGCGCGCCCGGAGCUCCUCGUGCUCGGCCGCCGCGCGCGCGCCCCCGCCAACGGUCGCCGUCGCUCCCCGGCCGCCAUGAGGCACCUGCCGUACUUCUGCCGCGGCGAGGUGGUGAAGGGCUUCGGCAGAGGGUCCAAGGAGCUGGGCAUCCCCACGGCUAACUUUUCUGAGCAAGUAGUCGAAAGCUUUCCAUCUGAUAUCUCUACUGGUAUAUACUAUGGAUGGGCCUGUGUUGGAAAUGGAGAUGUGCAUAAAAUGGUUUUGAGCAUAGGAUGGAAUCCUUUCUUUAAGAAUGUUAAGAAAUCAGUGGAAACGCACAUAAUCCACACUUUCGAAGAUGAUUUUUAUGGAGAAAUUCUUAGUAUAGUCAUUACAGGAUAUAUUCGACCAGAAAAAAACUUUGAUUCUUUAGAGGCACUUAUUUCAGCAAUUCAGGAAGACAUUGAAGAAGCAGAAAGACAACUGGAUUUACCAGAACAUCUUAAACUCAAAGAAGACAACUUCUUUCAUAUGCCAGAAGGCAAAAUAGUAAACAGCCAUUAAGCAAAGCUCUUCAUUAAUUUUUUUUUCUCAUGAAGCUCUUUUCUUUGCACUGCUUUUGUAGGUACUAAUUGUCACAUACCUGUUUAGGUAAUUGAGGUUGGAACUGAACACUGUAAAACCAAAGCAAGAUGAUUUAAGUUUUUGUUAAUUGAUCAUUAAACCAGUCAUGCAAAAGGAGUAGAAGGCUGUUUUAGGUCCUUAGAGAUGAAAUUGUGACUCCUGAAGUUGUCAGUUGCAUAGUGAACUUAGCACAUACAGAACUUGACCAAAGUUAAUUGUACCUCUUCUGCUCCCACGGUGUGGAAAGUUAAAUACUUAAGUGAAGAAUAUCUGUUACUAACAUACAAAAUGUUACUCCAAACUCUUUUCUCAGUUUUAUCAUUCUUGCAUCUGGAUUAUAGCUAGCAGCUUAGAAAAUUUUGAUACUGAUUGAGUUAAAAAUUUACCUGUGGUGCAGGAAGCCAAUAUUUAGGUAACAGAAACAAGAAUAAUUGACUCUAUUUCUUAGUUUUGAUAUACUAUACAACCAUUGCGGUGGAAGCUGGCAUUUUAAGUGAAACUAUUUAUUGUGAGUUUAUUUGAAUUAGACCUAAUCACUGUUACUCAUUGACUGAGUUACUGGAGUCAGAGAUAGACGCUUCUGCCUAGUUGCUUGCAUGUAUGACAGUGUAUGAGCUGCUGAGUUUACUUCUAAGGAAGUGUUUCCCUAAAAUUUGGGAAAUGAAUGACAGGGUGAAAGUUGAUGUACUGUUCAGGCCAAAGUAGUGCAGAACCAAUAUAACAAGACUUAUACCCUUUGGGUCCUAAGGAAUAAAAAGUAACCAGAGGCAAACUUAUAUAUAGCCUCGUCUCAGAGAGAUGAGGAUAACCUAUGGGUUGUUCACCAUACUGGCGAUAGAAGGACUGACUUCAAGGCUGAAGUUCGAAUGUAAGGCAGAAAAGAAUCCCCUCAACCCUAUGCACCAAGUGCAGGUAAGAGCCAAGUUUUAGGCUGACCAAUUAAAUUAGUAUACAAGUGAAAGCUUUUUGCAGUUCUUGGAAUAAUCAUGUAUCAGCUCUGUGGUAGCUAUUAAGUAAUAAUAACAAGUAACUGCAAUCUUUCUGAUUCUGGAAGGUAUGCAUGGAUAAAUGGAGGGUAUGUUGUCAAAGUUGAUAGCAAUUAGGAAAAUAUCUCUGAAAUGUAUACCUAAUGUGUGAUUCUGAAUCUUCUUUUUUUUCCCCUGCCCUGUUCCUCCUUAAAUUGUCUGUCCCCUACUCAGUGAGGGGAAAAUGAGAAAGUGAGCUGCAGUGACUUUGUUGUGCUCAUAUUAUCUUAAUGUGGGCUUGUGAUGUGGAAGCAUCUCUUUCUGAAACUCAGACAGUUCUGUGGAUGUAUCUGAACUGCAGUUGUAGCUGAACUUUUGCAUGCAGUUUGGGAAUGCACAGUCUCUGUAGUGCAACUUCAUGUAUUUCCUCCCAUUCGCAUCCCAUUUUGACCUAUAAUUUGGUUUCAAGGUUUAAGAGAGUUGUGAGAAAGUAGCCUUCUGGUUCUUAUCUGUGGCAGGUGCUGUCGAGAUGUCAAGCUUCUAGUUCAGCUUCAUAUUGCUCUAACUAAGCCAGUACCAAGCGGCUUUAUUAGAGAAAAGACCUUGAUUGGCUGUGUAGGACUUCAGCAGAAACUUGAGAUCAUUCAAACAAGUUGCUCAUGUAUUCUAUUGAUGACAAGAAUAACAUGAAUGCAGAUCUUGAGCAGGGAGGGAGUGAUUUCUACAUAAGCACUGGUUAGAAUAAACAGCAUUUUGACCUCUGUACCUAAGGUUUAUAUAUCUAACUCUCCAAAGUUGCUGACAGUUUUGUCCUAAGAGUUUCCUGAAUGUUUUCAGCACAAUUCUGCCUUCCUAGUAGGAGAAUAUUAAGAAAAAAAAAUAACUUACUGCUGUUUAAAAAAAAACUGUCUUAAGUGAUUUAGUGGACUUUAUAAUAUGUUGGAAAUUGUAUUCUAAAAAUCUGUACAAUAAUUAUCUUGUAAGAGUAAACAGUUGGAUUUUUUCCAUUUUAAAAUGGAGGGAUGAAGGACUUUUCCACUCAGUAUGAAGAGCUGAGGUAUUUUUGAGUUUGUAACAAUGUCAAUCUUAUAUACAUUUUACUUUUUUGGUAGGCCAAAUAAUAGAAGCAGUAAUUGGCAAAAUAUGUUACCAAGAACAUAUUUGAAGUAUAAAACUUUAUUUAUCAUGGUAUUAUGACUAAACUCUGAUAGCCUUCUUUAAAAUUAAUUUUUGGUUGGUGAUUUCAUGUGUCUGCUGUGGAAACCAUGGUGCCUUAGGCUGGUUGUUUGAGUAGUGCUUUUCCGUAACUGCUGAUGAAUGCUACUAUCCAGUACUGAUUUCAUUAUUGAGCCACUGUGCCAAGCAUAGAGAACGGUGGUGAAGGGAAAACUUGAAAACCUAUUAGUUUGCUAACAGCUCUCACCUGAAGUGUGAAGUAUGGUUACAGUGAACUAAUAAACAGCUCUUUGUAUGUUUGUCUUCAAGUUAGAGAAAAUGUAAUUAUGUUCAUUUGGCUGAGUGUACCUAUCCAUGCAUGUUAUUUAAGAUAAAAUAUUGUAUAUCAAUUAUUUAAAUUCAGUACAUAGUGCCUAGCGCAGUAUAAACUUUAUGAAGGUUUAUAUUUUUUUAUUAUUUACAAAUAACUAUUUAUUUCAAUUAAUGUUGCUGCACUGUACCAUUAAUAAAUGAAAUGUAACUAAGAAAGUUAGAAUUUUAUUCAUCAUAAGUUUUUCUGAUUGAUUGUAUGUAAUAUGUGUUUGCAUAUUCCUUAGCAUACUCUGAAAGAUGUACUGUGGAUUUCUUUCAUUACUCUGCAUAAAUUUCUGUCAGGUUCAGGAAGGAAGAUUUCUGUUCUUCAUGUUAUAAACUUAGUGCCACAGUAUUUGAGUCACAGAGAUAACUGUACGUAUUUGCACUUGUUUACAUGCAAGACACUACAAACAGCAAGUGAGGCAUAAAGGGGUUUCAUAUCUUGCUUCACCUAAACUGGAGGACCACUGAAAUGUUGAAGUCUGAAAAAUAUAAGUAUUUCCAUAGUUUCAAAUUCUAAAAAAAAAAAAAAGAUACAGGUUUAUCUAAAUUUAAAUUGCCUGCCUCCUUUUCAGGUCUAUUACUAUUACGAAAUGAAGUUUGUUGACAACGUGAGAAUAUCUGCAUAAGAAUUUUUUUUUCCAAAAAACUUGUAGUCAAAAACAGUCUUAUUUGAUAACUGUGGUACUGAACUACCUGAUGUCCUAAUAGCCUGCAGAAUAUAUGCUUAGGGGAUGUUAAAACUAAGCAUGCCUUUGUAUACAGAAAAACUUAUGGCUUAAUCUGCACAGAAAAAUCGUCUGGAAUAGUUAUUCACACUGGCUUCUUGUAUGGCUAGUUACUUUCUGAAUUGGUAGCCUUGGUAGGAACAGACAUGGAACCUUUAUUCAAUUGGUAUUCUUACUUUGAGGCGGGAUCCCUCUGUAUGUAAUCUAACUUUCUCAAAAACUAUAUGAAACACUAAAACUUGAAGCCUGCAUAAAUGCAUUUACAGCUGUUUUGCAGUCUCAUCUGACAUUUUGUUGAGAGCAGUCCUGAGACAAAGGAGACGAAAAUUCUUUCUUUUAAAUAGAUAUAAGCAUAAAUUUAAUAGCUGUGAGUAAAUAUAAUAAUCUCAAAGCUGCAAUAGGUGAAUUCUGAAAGUUUGCUGAGGAAGAAUUCCUAAUGUUUUUCAUAUUUUGACACACAGCAUCUCUUUCUGAAAAUGCUAUUUCUAGAGCAAUCUGUAGAGAUGGUGUAAGGUGUCCUUUUAAAUUUUUGUUCUGUCUUGGACUUAUUAGUCUGUCUUAGCAAUUCUUGGAAAUAGUUUAUUUUGUGAGAAUCACCACUUCGUUUGUUACAGUCAAGCUUAUUGCCAAUGUUGCUGUUCAAUAAUUCCUAUUUAUACUUUCUUUCAAAGCUUUUUAAAACUUUUUGCUUCUUUGAGAAGUCAGAUGGAGGAAGCUGCCUGCUUUCCUAAUGUUCUCAUUCAGUUGUUAAAGCAUUCAUUUAGGUCAUGGUGAAGAUUCCUCUGUUGCUGCUGAAGGGGAAUCAAACCUGUAUCUUAAAGCAAACUAAUCUAUCUGGCACAGGCCUCUUCAGAAAGGCAAAAGCUCCUCUUGUACUUUCACACUUGGCAACUCUUUAUAUGUAGCUUUCUGUAUAAUGCCACUGAAGUUGCAUCAGGAAAGACUGUAAAAUAUUGCGGUGUUGUGGAUAUGUCAUAGGGCUUGCUUUCUGUGUAAGGUGCACUGGAUUUACUGGUAUAGUCUGAUGUCCAUCAGAUUGUGGUUCUAACACCGCAGCAUCCAGACUAGAGGCGUGGAUUUAAAAUUAAAAAAUCCUCAAUCCUUUAUGUUGUUUAGAAUUUUAUUUAGUACUUGGCCCUAUAAUUUCCAAGCAUCCAGAUUUUAUGUGAGUUUUCUGGGAUUAAAAUAUCAAAUUCUCUUCAGAUUUAUUUUGUAAUAAAUGUGCUCUAUCUAGAGCUAUAUUUUUUUUUUCUUCUUUUGUUUGUAUUUUUCUGAAGGGAGUUGAGAAACACCCAAUGAAUAGAAUGCAAUACUUCCUAGUGUAUUGGUUAGAAAAUUUGAAUUAUUAAUUAUUCCAGGGGCAAACUUGGAUGGAUUUAUGGCCCAUUUUGAUUUUUAAGCAGCCUGAAGCUUUAUAAACAUGGCUACCAAUGGCAGUUAUUAAUUAUAUAUAAUUAUAUAAUUAUAUAGCUUAUGGGUAGUGAUUUUUAUUGUUUGGGAAUUUUUGUUUCUUGCUGGUGGCUGGGGAGAGCUAACUGCUUUUUUUAUUUUUUUUUUUUUAUUUUUUUUUUUUUUUUGAUGUUAUGUUUUGUUCUUAGGUUUCUUAAAUUUGCAUUUAGUUUUUUUUUUCCACAGUAUUGUCAGUGAAAGUAGAAGGCAGGAUUCAAGGUAAUGAUAAGAUUUUUAUGUGACUUUUUGUUUCCUAAAGGUGAGACACCUAAGUGAGGAAAUUAAGUGUAUUUAGGCAUACAGAACAAAGAAAGAAAAAUGGGUAAUGAAGAUGAUAUCAAGUGACAUGAAAGAGGAGAAAGCAUAGAGCAGAAUACUUCGAUGAGGUUUUGGAUGGUAUAUGCAGUGAGAAAGGAUAGAGUUACAUGAGGGGAAAAAAACUGAGCAAGAACUAUUAAAAUAAUGGAUGUUAGAUAAAUGUAGAACCUGAACUCUUCCUGAAAAAGAAAAUAUGCUUAUUUAUAUGCUGAAUAGCUAAUAUAAGUGAAAGAAUACUUCAUUUUUACUGUGCAGUUAAGUGUGUAAUAUAAAUUUGCUAAAUCAUGAUAAGAAAAAAAAUUAGUGCAUCUGUUUCCUUGGUUAAGGUCCGAAUAGUUCUUCCUUCUGUUUAAACCUUCAGAAAAGAGACAAUGAUGGGGGGGGGAACCAUAAAAAACAUUUCUAAGGGAAAAACUUUAUCUUGUCAUGUUCACCAUUAAUAAAACUAGAGAUUUUGUUUAAAUCUGCCUGUAGACAUGUGUUAAGCUACUCCCUUAAUAUUUCUAAACAGUAGGAAACAAUAAAUAAAAGAACAUAUGUAUGUUGGAAGGACAGCAGAAGGUACAUGUGUGUAUGAUAUCUAGUAUUAAUUUUUGUUUUUAAUAUCUCUAAUUUGGCUAGUUCAUUGCAAGUGUGUGUUACCCAGCCAGAAUCUUGUCAUCUGCUGCUUGAUUGUAAAUGUGAUAGAUCAUGUAAUUAUCUGUACAUUCUUGAAAAGGUAAUGUUACUAUUAAAAUAUUUUGUAUAUUAAAUAGA
This is a messenger RNA of Rhea pennata, 6362 nucleotides long. RefSeq names its product riboflavin kinase (gene RFK). Gene Ontology annotation, molecular function: riboflavin kinase activity. Gene Ontology annotation, cellular component: mitochondrion. Bases 89 to 556 code for a protein of 155 amino acids. NCBI's taxonomy places the organism in Eukaryota, Metazoa, Chordata, Aves, Rheiformes, Rheidae. The record is from RefSeq and is a predicted model, not a curated record. The transcript is spliced from 4 exons. Gene Ontology annotation, biological process: riboflavin biosynthetic process; FMN biosynthetic process.